Ictalurus furcatus (blue catfish) is the source of this 3032-nucleotide messenger RNA. It is a transcript of the gene fam131c, whose product is annotated as family with sequence similarity 131 member C. The transcript is spliced from 6 exons. The record is from RefSeq and is a predicted model, not a curated record. The coding region runs from base 341 to 1126 and encodes 261 amino acids. Lineage: Eukaryota; Metazoa; Chordata; Actinopteri; Siluriformes; Ictaluridae.
AGCAUGUAAAGGGUGGAGGUGAGAGUGAGAGCACAGAGAGUGGGGAGGAGAAGGGGUUGAAGGGAGGGACACUGAACAAGCAGGCAGCGUGCACUCAGGUUUUCCCUGUUUCUCUCUCUCUCUGUUUCUCUCUCUCUCUCUCUCGCUCUCUCUCUCUUCCCCUGCUUUUUCAGCUCCACAGAUGGCAGGAAGUGCUUUCCUCUAUCGGACAGGCAUCAAGUUCUUUUUUCCCCUUUGAUAUCUCCAUCUGUGUAGCUUUGUGUCUUGGCCCUAAUCUUCUCCUAGUCAUCCUUCCUUCAUUCAGCAUGGUGAACAGAUAAUUACCUGACUGAGGGUCACCAUGGGCGCCUGCCUUUGCAAAGGUCAUCAAGAGAUUCAAAAUAUCCAGCAGCAUCCCAUGGGAGAGCUUCAGUCUUGGACAGAAGGACAACCCAUUGUCAAGGGGAAUCAUCAGCCAUACAAUGGCUCAGUGACGGAUAAGAAGAAUGGCAAUGGCUAUAACAUCGGGGAGCUGGCUACAUCUUCCUUGAUGGGUCUAGUUGCUACUAUAAAGGAGCACAUAACCAAGCCAACAGCGAUGGCACAGGGACGGGUGGCCCACCUGAUCGAGUGGAAAGGUUGGGGUGGGGAGACAGCGACUGGAGUGGGCUGGUGUGGCUGGAGCAGGGAUGGAGGAGGCUGGGGAGGAGCAGGGUCCACACUGCAGGAGGACGAGCAGUUCUACUCCCAUUUGACCGACGAGAUCAAGGAGGCACGCUUUGCUGCAGGGGUAGCUGAGCAGUUUGCCCUGGCUGAAGCAACAAUGAAUGCAUGGCCUUCACCUGAAGUCACAGAUCGAGCCACAACUGGCACAGUCCAAUUACAAGGCCACGAGGGCAUGUAUCUCUCUCAGUUCGUCAUGGAUGGAGGAAGCUUGGGCGUUCCGCACCAUCUGUACAGCAUACACAUGGAGGCCAAUGCUGAAACCAGCUCUCUGAAUACUACACAGCCACCUCAACCCUUCUUCUGUAGCUCUGUAUCUCAGCCAGAAGCACAGUACUUCCUUCAGGAGCAGAGGACUUCACCGGCUGACGGUCCUGUACGACACGCAGACAGCAGCUCUGAGGAUGAGGUCUUUUUUGACUGAAAAUCUGAAUGCCAACAGACAUAGGAUAUGUGACUCUGAAAGCUGGAACAAAGUGGACAUUUGUUUUACCUCAUAUGACCGAGUCACGGUUUAUAUAUGGUGGUAUGAGUUUAUAUAUGGUGGUAUGUGUUUGUCUGUGUGGCAGCACCAGUAUUGAUCUACCUCUAAAGAGGUAAUUGCCUUACCCAGUAGAUGUACACAGAUCAUAUAAGUCUCCUUGCCAUAUCUUGAAGUGAUAUUUUUGAUGCAAGCAUCAGUUCAUAAAGCUAUAACAUGGUGUCCUUUACCAAGACAAAAUGUUAUUAACAGUAUGUACAGACAGAUGUUUUAAAGGAACUGAAUCACCUCAAUGCCAGAAAAAAACACACAUCCUCAAAACCAACUAAUGUGUUUCAAAAUUGCAGUGAUUGAGAUGGAAAUGCCCGUGAUAUGCUUUCGGUUCGAAGGCAGCACCUGUAAAUACCUGCUUAUAAACCCCUUUCAGAUGCUUCUCCAUCUCAUCUAAAAGCAGAAAUCUGCCAGGGCUUUGCAGCUGGAUAUAAUGUGGACAUAAAAAGACAUGUUCUCUUUAAGCCAGGCUUCAUUCAGACUCAGAGAAACCCAGUAAAGAAUGGCUCACAGAGAGUAUGGCACAAAAAGGCUUUUUGUGAGUGUGGUGGCUGAAGGAUGAAUACGGUUUAUGGCUUGUUGCAGAGAUGAAACCCAGGACUUUAAAGCUUUUUGAGAACUCUAAGACCUGUGUCUAUUAUUCCUUCAAGAAAGCUUACCUGUGGAAAGCCUUGUUCACAUAUAGUCAUUUCUAUAUUGUGAUGUAUACAAAGAUUUCUGUAUGUAAGAGAAAAGAGAGAUAAACUUUUCUCAGACAUCUUAAAAAAGAGAUGUAUUUUCUGUUCUGUCAAAGCAAAGAAAGAGAGAGAGAACUGGAAUAACAAUGACCUGCUUCCCCUUGUUGCCUAGUCGUUAUUCACUCAACCGAUAAAAGAGGUAGGGGAAGUAAGCAAGGGAAGGGAGGGGUGUAGAAUGAGGGUGAGAGAAAAGUGAGAGAUAUACACAGAGAGAGCGAAAGAGAGAGGAAACAGGUGGGAGUGAGAAAGGGAGGUGUGUGCAUGUAAGAAAACAGAUAGCAAGAGAGAGUGAGAGAGAGUGAUAACUGGAAAGAUAAGUAGAGAGAGAGGUGAUAGAAUAACAGCGUUUUAGUCUUAUCUGGUUCCACCGUCUUUUAAUAGAAGUUUAUGUAGCGUAAACCAAUGCGUUGUGUUGUGGCAGCUUCUUUUGUGCUACAGGCAGGCUUCUGAAUAGGAUUUAAUCGAGCUGCAGACUUCAAGGUAUUGAGCUUAAUUGAAAUUGUGAUAGCAAAAGGACUCUCAUUUCAUCCACCAACACAUUUUAGAGACCAGAGCCCAGAGACAUAAUGAAUCAGUAAUAAAGGCACUAGACAUUUGAACUAUAAGAAAUUAUAGGCAAGAAAGAAGGUGUAAGGUCAGACAGGAAAGAUAGCAGUGUUACAUUGUUAUAUGUCACAUUCAGGUUGCACAAUUUUAACCGUGUUUAUGAAGGAAAAAAGUUCCACAAUAUUAUUGUGGUAUCCACCACCUUUGAUAGCUACAAGCUCACAAGUUGUGACACAAUGCUAACAGUUAUUAAUAUGGCAGAAAGCACAUGAAAGUUCACAGUGCAUUCCAUGCUAAGUGUUGCUAAUAGUAGCUGUAUGUUGCUAAUAAUAGCUGUAUGAUGCCUCUUUUAGUAACUUACCAACAAAUCUGAGGGAAAUGGUGCUAUUUAAAUAGUUUCUGGUUUGGUCUGUCCAUUUAAAAAAUCAAACAGCUAUGUGUUAGCUAGCUAUAUAUAGCUUUAUAGCUUAUAGUUAUAUAGCUUUACUUAGCUCAUGCUCAGCAUGCAUAUUUCC